AUGAGCAGCACGCUAAAGAGACCCGGGGAUGAUGAUGCCUCAUCUGAGGAAACGAACAACUAUGAAAAGAAAAUGAAAGUUCAGUCGAUAGAUCGGACGGUUGGGAGUGAGCCAGUGUCCACCAUGGAGAUCAUCCCUUCGGAUUCCUUCCGAAAAUUCAAGGAACAAGGGUUUAAGGCAAAGGAUGAAGAUUUGCACGGGACUCAGAUGGAAUCAGCGUUUGAGAGGGAGUUGUCCCUUUUGGAACACGAGGCUGCAGAAUCGCAGGAACAAAAUACUCAUUACGGUAGGAAGCAACUGCCAGCUGAUUUCAACCCAGAUACUCACGAUAUUUCGUUCCAACAGAUUGAUGCUGAACAGACUACAAUAUCUGGGCUGAGGGAUGAGAACACCUCCGGUGUAGUAAGAUUUUUUGGUGUCACGUCCGAGGGUCACUCCGUACUCUGUAACGUUACAGGGUUUAAACACUACUUGUACGUUCCGGCCCCGAACGACACUGAUUCUAAGGAUCCGAACAAAUUAAAAGAGUUUGUCAACUACCUAAACGAAACUUUUGACAAUUCCGUCGAUUCUAUAGAGAUAACACUUAAACAGUCCAUCUGGGGUUACUCCGGUGACGCCAAGAUACCCUUUUGGAAAGUGUAUGUGACACACCCGGCUGUACUAAACAAAAUUAGAGCAGCUUUUGAAAGGGGACACUUAUCCUUCAAUUCGUGGUUUUCAAAUGGAACAACCACAUAUGACAAUAUUGCAUACCCAUUGAGAGUUAUGGUCGACUGUAGCAUUGUCGGUAUGUCCUGGAUCACACUACCGAAAACCAAGUACAAACUUAUCCCUGAGAAUCAAAAGGUUUCUACAGCUCAAUUAGAAGUUACAAUCAACCACCACGAUUUAAUAUCCCACCCUGCAGAGGGGAAAUGGUCGCACACUGCUCCGUUAAGAAUCCUAUCGUUCGAUAUCGAAUGUGCCGGUAGAGUCGGCAUUUUCCCAGAACCAGAAGAGGAUCCUGUUAUCCAGAUAGCUAAUGUUGUUAGCGAGGCAGGUGCAAAGAAACCCUUUAUUAGAAAUGUCUUCACCGUCCACAGUUGUGCACCCAUCACAGGUUCUCAGAUAUUUGCUCACGAUACAGAACAACAGAUGCUGUCACACUGGAGAGACUUCAUAGUAGAGGUUGAUCCAGACGUGAUCAUCGGAUACAACACAACAAAUUUCGAUAUACCUUACUUGAUUAACCGAGCCAGAGCACUAAAAGUGGCAAACUUCCCUUAUUUCGGGAGAUUAUCGAAUGUCAAACAAGAGAUCAAGGACUCGGUGUUCUCCUCGAAGGCUUAUGGUACAAGAUCAUCCAAGAAUGUCAAUAUCGAUGGACGGUUACAACUGGAUUUGCUGCAGUUUGUCCAGCGUGAAUACAAAUUAAGAUCGUACACUUUAAACGCAGUUUCAGCUCAUUUUUUAGGCGAACAAAAGGAGGAUGUGCAUCACAGCAUCAUUACAGAUUUGUUCAAGGGAGAUAGCGAGACGAGAAGAAGACUGGCCGUAUACUGUCUGAAGGACGCAUACUUGCCUCUGCGAUUGCUGGAAAAGUUAAUGGCCCUGGUUAAUUACACAGAAAUGGCCCGUGUCACAGGUGUACCGUUUUCGUAUCUACUGUCCAGAGGUCAGCAGAUCAAAGUUGUUUCACAAUUGUUCAGGAAGUGUUUAGAGAUUGAUACCGUUAUUCCGAAUAUGCAGUCGCAAGCCUCCGACGAGCAAUAUGAAGGUGCAACAGUCAUUGAACCGAUCAGAGGCUAUUACGAUGUCCCCAUUGCCACACUUGAUUUCAACUCUCUGUACCCGAGUAUCAUGAUGGCACAUAAUUUGUGUUACACAACGUUGUGUAACAAAGCAACGGUGGAAAGAAUGAAUUUAAAAAAGGACGAAGACUAUAUCAUUACGCCGAAUGGGGAUUAUUUUGUAACUGACAAGUUGCGCCGUGGUAUUCUGCCCAUCAUUCUGGAUGAACUAAUCUCUGCAAGAUCUAGGGCAAAGAAGGAUCUGCGGGAUGAGAAGGAUUCAUUCAAGAGAGACGUUCUUAAUGGUAGACAACUCGCCCUUAAGAUCUCCGCCAAUUCCGUCUAUGGUUUUACCGGUGCCACCGUAGGUAAGCUGCCUUGUUUGGCAAUAUCAUCAUCAGUCACCUCUUUCGGUCGUGAUAUGAUUAUGACUACCAAAAAUGCCGUCCAAAAGAAAUAUUCGAUAGAAAACGGCUAUAAACACGAUGCGGUUGUUGUAUACGGUGAUACCGAUUCGGUGAUGGUGAAGUUUGGCUCGAACGACUUAAAGGAAGUGAUGGAUUUGGGCACAGAAGCUGCUGCUUACGUAUCGACUUUGUUCAAGCACCCCAUAAAUUUAGAAUUUGAGAAGGCCUACUUUCCAUAUCUUCUUAUCAACAAGAAAAGAUAUGCAGGCCUGUUUUGGACAAACCCGGACCAUUAUGACAAACUGGAUCAAAAGGGUCUUGCCUCUGUUCGUCGUGAUUCAUGUUCCCUUGUUUCGAUCGUUAUGAAUAAAGUAUUGAAGAAGAUUUUGAUCGAAAGAAACGUUCCUGGCGCCCUCGAUUUUGUCAAACAAACAAUUAACGAUAUCUUACAAAACAGAGUUGAUAUCUCCAAAUUAAUCAUAUCGAAGACAUUGGCCCCCAAUUAUACGAAUCCACAACCCCAUGCUGUUCUCUCAGACAGAAUGAAGAAAAGAGAUGGUAUGGGCCCUAAUGUCGGAGAUCGUGUAGAUUACGUUAUCACUGGCGGUAAUGAUAAGCUCUACAAUAGGGCAGAAGAUCCCUUGUACGUUUUGGAACACAAUUUGCAAGUUGAUUCGAAGUACUAUUUGACCAACCAGUUACAGAAUCCUAUUAUUAGUAUCGUUGCCCCCAUCAUUGGAGAAAAGGAAGCGAAUAAUAUGUUCAUUGUAAAAUCGAUUAAAAUUAAUUCUGGUCUGACAAAGGGUGGUUUGCUGGGGUUUGUGAAGAAGGUUGCCGUAUGUAAGGGCUGCAAAAGCCCAUUGAAAAAGGGCGAAACCACGCUGUGUUCCAAUUGUUCUUCAAGGUCCGGUGAGUUAUACUUGAAGGCUUUAUAUGAUGUGCGUGAUCUAGAGGAGAAAUUUUCUCGAUUGUGGACAGAAUGUCAACGUUGUGCCGGGAAUUUGCAUACUGAGGUGUUGUGCUCUAACAAGAAUUGUGAUAUAUUUUACAUGCGUGUCAAAGUAAAAAAAGAGUUACAAGAGAAGGUUCAACAACUAAGUAAAUGGUAA
Huiozyma naganishii CBS 8797 is the source of this 3288-nucleotide messenger RNA. It is a transcript of the gene POL3, whose product is annotated as DNA-directed DNA polymerase delta POL3. Lineage: Eukaryota; Fungi; Ascomycota; Saccharomycetes; Saccharomycetales; Saccharomycetaceae. Gene Ontology annotation, cellular component: delta DNA polymerase complex. The transcript has a single exon. The record is from RefSeq and is a predicted model, not a curated record. The coding region runs from base 1 to 3288 and encodes 1095 amino acids. Gene Ontology annotation, biological process: DNA replication proofreading; base-excision repair, gap-filling; DNA-templated DNA replication. Gene Ontology annotation, molecular function: DNA binding; nucleotide binding; 3'-5'-DNA exonuclease activity.